AGAAAAUGAGAGAGAGAGAGAGAGAGAGAGAGAGAGAGAGAGAGAGAGAGAGAGAGAGAGAGAGAGAGAGAGAGAGAGAGAUAGAGAAACAGAGAUCUAGAAAGAAGAAGAAAGCGAGGUAUAUAGAGAGAGCAAGAGAGGUAGAGAGAGAGAGAGAGAGAGAGAGAGAGAGAGAGAGAGAGAGAGAGAGAGAGAGAGGGAGGGAGGGAGAGAGAGAGAGAGAGAGAGAGAGAGAGAGAGAGAGAGAGAGAGAGAGAGAGAGAGAGAGAGAAAGAGAGGUAGAGAGAGAGAGGAAGAGAGGUAGUGGUAGAGAGAGAGAGAGAGAGAGAGAGAGAGAGAGAGAGAGAGAAAGAGGGAGAGAGAGAGAGAGGGAGAGAGAGAUAAAGAGAGAGAGAGAGAAAGAGAGAGAGAGAGAGAUCAAGAAAGAGGUGGAAAAAGAGGUAGCGAAAGAGCGAGAGAGAGUCCCCGCCUAUCCCCUCAUCAAUCCCGCAUCGAGACAACGAAGCACCAACCUAAGUCACGCAAAUUCCUCACUCAGAAACUCCAGCCUGCCCUGCGUGCUUGUCGCUGCUCGUCGCCGUACUGCCGCCAUGGACGGCCUCCUCGCGCCGCAUCCCUCGCACUCGCUCGCCUGGUCGUCCGCCGUGUCAGCCGGCGCCCAUCGCGUCAACUCCCCAGCUCCCAGAGGAGAAAACCUUCCGUCCAAUGCUGCGUUUGGGCGAUUACGGCCGACUCGGCGCUUGCGGGGAGUAGUUAAGUGCUCGGCGCGCAGCAGGGGGGGCGAUAGCAGCGGGGAUGCGGGCGGCAGGUUGGUGGGCGCGGUGACAGCAGCGGGGCAGGCGCUGUGGGGGAAAGGGCUGCCGCCCGGGCUGCUCGUGCAGGUAGCGCGUGAGGCAUGGGGCAGUGGGUGGCGGGUGAUGAUGGCACAGCUAGCGCCCAGCGACGAGGCGGGCAACUACAAGCGCACCCCCAGCGCCUACCGCCACACCAUCCAGCCCCCACCCGCCUCCACCUCUGCUGCCUCCCGUGCAACCACCCCCACCAUUACCAAGAGCACCACCACCAGCAGCACCGGCAGCAGCGGGCAGACAGUCGCCCCCGGCACGUUCCCCGCGGAGCCCGGGCGGUACCAUCUGUACGCAGCACUGUCGUGCCCGUGGGCGCACCGCACGCUCAUUGUGCACUCCCUCAAGGGCCUCUCCUCCGCCGUGCCCCUCUCCAUCGCCCGCCCGGGCGAGGGCGGGCUCUGGGAGUUCGCUACAGGCGAAGGGCCUCGAGGGAAGGGUGGCGUAGGGAGCAGAGGGAGGGGCGAGGGGAGAGAGGGAGGGGGAGUGAGAGAGGGAGAGGGGGGAAAGGAGGAGGAGUUGCUAGUACCGACAGAGGACCGGGCAGGGGGGUGUGCGGUGCUGAAGGAGGUGUAUGGGCAGCAGCAGGGCGGGUACGAUGGGCGCAGCACCGUGCCAAUGCUGUGGGACGCCAAGACCAAUCGGGUGGUGAACAACGAGAGUGCGGACAUCAUCCGCAUCCUCAACGCCGCCUUCAAUGACUACGCUGACAACCCCCACCUGGACCUCGCACCCGCGGCGCUCUCCCAGCAGAUGGCUGCAUGGGACGAGGAGAUCUAUAACAAUGUCAACAACGGCGUGUACAGGUGUGGCUUCGCCACAAGCCAGGCAGCCUACAACAGAGCAGUAACCGACCUGUUCACCACUCUGGACCGCAUUGACUCGCACCUAGCAACCUCUCGCUUCCUCUGCGGGCCCGCCCUCACGCUCUCGGACGUGCGCCUCUUCACCACGCUCGUGCGCUUUGACGCCGCAUACCACACGCUCUUCAAGUGCUCGCGCAGGAAGAUCGUGGAGUAUUCCAAUCUGCACGCGUACAUGCGCGAUAUUUUCCAGACGCCUGGAGUUGCUGCCACGUGUGACAUAGCUGGUGUGCGCGACAACUACUUCGGCCAGCUCUUUCCGCUGAACCCUGGCAGCAUCAUCCCUGUGGAACCCCUCAGCUGCAACCGCUCUCAGCUCUGGAAGCCGCACAACCGGCACCUCCUGUCCUUGUCACAAGCAUGAGUCUGGUUGAAUGUUUAUGUUGGCUUUGAGAAAGGGCGCAGGUUGUGUUGUGCUAAGCUGCACACAGUAGUGCCGCUGAUUUGAUUAUACCUACAAGCCUACGGGGUUUAGCUUGGCAAGCAACCAUUCCCCCUUCUUGCAGUUUCUAAGUCACCUAAGCUAGUGCUUUAUCUGCACUUUGUGAUUAUUUCUCUAGAACUGUAAGGUAAUGGUAUUUCCUUAUCACGGG
This is a messenger RNA of Closterium sp. NIES-67, 2301 nucleotides long. The record is from the annotation of a GenBank genome assembly. Lineage: Eukaryota; Viridiplantae; Streptophyta; Zygnematophyceae; Desmidiales; Closteriaceae.